AUGCCUCCCUCGACUUUCUACUCUUCCACACCCCCUGUGAUCACCCCGGCCUCUCGCGAGGGUGAUCCCAACUACAAAGCCCCGACCUUCCCCAUUGGGCCCUUCGUCAAGCACGCAGGCAACCCGCUCCUGGUCCCGAACCCGGACAAUGACUUCGAGUCAGCCUACAUCUACAACGCGGCCGCCAUCGUCCUAGACGACACCGUGUUCCUGCUCUACCGCGCGCAGAACGCGGCCCUGCUGUCGAGCAUCGGCCUCGCCUGGUCCGCCGACGGCUUCUCCUUCACCCGUCUCGACCGCCCCGUGCUCGAGGCCACCGAGCCCUGGGAGGCCGGCGGCGGCGUCGAGGACCCCCGGAUCCACCGGUUCGACGGCGUCUUCUACAUGACCUACACGGCGUGGGACCUCGACACGCCGCGCCUGUGCCUCGCCACCUCGACGGACCUCGUGCGCUGGGAGAAGCGCCCGCCGCUGUUCCCGGACUUUGUCGACGUGCGGCUGACGGUGCAGGGCCGGACGCAGAUGCGCCGGGGCCACACCAAGGCCGGCGCCAUCUUCCCGCAGCGGGACGGCCGCGGCAAGUACGUCAUGCUCUUCGGCGACGCGUUCAUGCACCGCGCCGAGAGCGACGACCUGCUGCACUGGGAGGCCCAGCCGUUCAACGAGUACUUUGCGGCGCCGGCGCUGCCGUGGGAGGACCGGCUGCUGGAGCCCGGUCCCGCUCCUGUCCAGACGGCGGACGGGAAGUGGAUCCUCGUGUACAACGGUGCGACGGUCGGGUGCCCCGGGUAUCGGAACAACCAGUACUCGAUCAGCCAGAUGCUCGUCGACUUUGAUCGUCUCGAGGACGGACCGCUGGCUCGUCUGGAUCGGCCGUCGGUGGUGGUGUCGGAGAAGAAUGAGAGAGUGGGGUUGGUGAAUGAGGUAGUCUUCACUGAGGGCAUGGUGCAGUUCCGGGGCCGCUGGUUCCUGUAUUACGGGCAGGCGGACAGUGAGCUGGGAGUAGCCACGGCCGUUGUGAGUUAG
Thyridium curvatum is the source of this 1026-nucleotide messenger RNA. RefSeq lists its product as uncharacterized. The transcript has a single exon. The record is from RefSeq and is a predicted model, not a curated record. The coding region runs from base 1 to 1026 and encodes 341 amino acids. NCBI's taxonomy places the organism in Eukaryota, Fungi, Ascomycota, Sordariomycetes, Thyridiales, Thyridiaceae.